UUCAGGGAAGCAGUUGGAGUAGAAAAAAAAUAUUUUCUUUCUGUAAUAAAAAUCUGCCCAGUGCGGUGUUAAGCACACACUGGAGCAGCAACAGCCCCCCCCCCCCAUGGACCCUCGGAGCUUAACUUUGACUCAGCGGUGCGUCCGUCGAUAGCGAACACACCGGGGCCGGGACCAGGCCGGGACAGACGGACACGGACAGCACUGCGGGCCGCUGUAUGAGGGGCAUGCUGUCGGUAAGAGGACGAGCAGCUCCGUGUGUGUAGGCAGAGGCAGAAAGUUACCCGGUAAAGAAACUCGGAGCAUGGGGCUCACGUCUAGCUAACGGUGGUCGGUCCUAACUCGAGUAUGAACGCUGGGGUCGGGUUAAAGUGAAAGAAGAGGGGUUCCUUUGCUUGUUUAAAGGCCUGAUAAAUGUUUCUUCGCUCCGUCGUUAGCUGCUCCGUUUAGCCUCCCCGCCUCAAAUGAAAGAGUAUAAAGUGGUGGUGCUGGGCAGCGGCGGCGUCGGCAAGUCCGCGCUGACCGUCCAGUUUGUCACCGGUACCUUCAUCGAGAAGUACGACCCGACCAUCGAGGACUUCUACCGUAAGGAGAUCGAGGUUGACUCCUCUCCCUCCGUGCUGGAGAUCCUGGACACGGCGGGGACAGAGCAGUUCGCCUCCAUGAGAGACCUGUACAUCAAGAAUGGACAGGGCUUCAUCCUGGUCUACAGCCUGGUCAACCAGCAGUCUUUCCAGGACAUAAGACCAAUGCGAGACCAAAUAGUGCGAGUGAAGCGCUUCGAGAAGGUGCCGUUGAUCCUGGUGGGGAACAAAGUCGACCUGGAGUCUGAGCGCGAGGUCGCAGGGUCAGACGGGCGAGCUCUGGCUCAAGAGUGGGGCUGCCCUUUUAUUGAAACUUCUGCCAAGAGCAAGACCAUGGUGGACGAGCUGUUCGCCGAGAUAGUCCGACAGAUGAAUUAUUCCACGCUGCCGGAGAAGCAGGAACAGUGCUGCACGGCCUGUGUGGUACAGUGAAGAAGAGAUGCACCAUCUGUGUGGAUCACUGCAAGCAUUUUGAUGAACCAUGAACAACCAAACUUUUGACUUGACAAAACUUUAUCGCAGCUGGUGAAGUUUCUGACUUUCUGUCACAGAGCAUCUGACAGGAAAGACGUCGUUCCUAUUUUUGAUAUCAUAACUGUUAGAAGACGUUUUCUGCUGCAACCUUAACGGCCUUUGUGAUGUCCUGGGAUGGAGCUGUUCUUCAGAAGACAGACUGACUUGGAGCGAGCUCGGACAGCCAUCUGUGAAUUUCAGUCUCUCCCUUUUUUUUCUCCUUUUAGUCGGAAGUAUCCCUGAAGUAAUAAGCAAGAGUGUUUGUGAGGUUGCAGCUUCUUUUUAAAGCUGCUUUAAGCACUAUUAUAUACUUUAUUAUUAAUUGUAUUAUGUCUCAAGUUUGGAGUUUGAAAAAGUAUUUCAUAUUAUUGACACAUUUUUACUUUUCAGCAUGCAUACUUAAGGAGCUCAUGAGUUGCUGCCCAGGUUUACGGUUCGUUUUAUUCAGCAAACCUUGAAUUACACCUAAACUUUAUUAAACUUAAGCUUUUAAGCUCGAGGAAACUUGAUUAAACCUGUGACAUUUUCAUGAAGGGAUGGUCAUUUUAUCCACCCUCUGGUAUAAAUUUUAAGAAUCUUCCUUUUUUUUUAUCGCAGUAGCCUGAGGCAGCUUAGCUCAACCGAAACUAGGCAUGCUCAAAAUUGAAAAUGUCCUACUAAAUCAACUUGAAGUGAUAAGAAGAGCCAUUUUACUGUGUUUAGCCUGAAUUCUGUCAAACAUCUGGAACUUUAUUGCUGUGCUGUACAAGGCGUGAGCCACGCAGAGGCAGGAGGUCUUCCAAAUAUCCAGUUUUCUCGAGGAGUCUCUGUCGGAGAAUGAUUUUGGAAAGACCAAAGGAAGCUCACGGUGCAUAUUUGUGUUUGACUCCAUGAUGUGUGUUGCUUUAAAUCCAGGAGACGCUGAUUCGUGUCAUAAAAUAACUCCCGCUGCAAUGUGGUUUGAUAAAAGUUCUGGCACAUUUAAGCAGAUUUAACAUUGUAUUCUUUUUUUUAUCAUAGUAACCUAUUUAUUAAAAACUAAUGACAUGGGUAGCCAGUUUUAAACAUUUAAUUUUAUACUAGGUUUUUUUUGCUUUUCGUGACUUUUCAGGAUACAUGGUAUAUUCUUUUUUUUGUUUUGUUUUGUUUUUUAAGCUGAGAAUUUAACAGAGCCUUAAAUAAUUUCUGUUGCACCCUGGUCUCAUGUUUCUUUUUUUCUCUCUUAAGACAAACCGCUGUUAUCAGCUGGUAAUAAAACAUGUUGGCCUUCUGCUUUCGUCAUGAGACACAGUUAAAGUU
Messenger RNA from Scomber scombrus (Atlantic mackerel), 2375 nucleotides. RefSeq names its product RAP2C, member of RAS oncogene family (gene rap2c). Lineage: Eukaryota; Metazoa; Chordata; Actinopteri; Scombriformes; Scombridae. The coding region runs from base 465 to 1016 and encodes 183 amino acids. The transcript has 3 exons. The record is from RefSeq and is a predicted model, not a curated record. Gene Ontology annotation, cellular component: plasma membrane. Gene Ontology annotation, molecular function: GTPase activity; GTP binding; GDP binding. Gene Ontology annotation, biological process: negative regulation of cell migration; Rap protein signal transduction.